Molecule: messenger RNA, 480 nt
Organism: Lottia gigantea (owl limpet)
Lineage: Eukaryota; Metazoa; Mollusca; Gastropoda; Lottiidae
Exons: 3
Coding region: 1-480 (159 amino acids)
Source: RefSeq, a predicted model, not a curated record
AUGACGUCCGAUUGGUUUAAGAAUAUCCAGCGGUCGACAAAAUACGCCGAACACAGACAGACGAGCGAAUUUGCGAGCGAAUGGAUCAAUAAUACCGGCGUAAAUAAUUGGGUGUUUCUGAAGAAAGCACUAUGUAGAUUAACAGCAAGUCGUCUGAGUGAAUCCCAGUCUAUAGAUGAUAUCUGUUCGUGUUCAACACUACACAGUUUACGUGCUGGUAAAGCUCAAGCUACUCUAUCAAGAUCUACAUUAUUUCAUACUGGUGAUGAUAGUAAUAGAUUGAUAAUAUGUGGUGCUGGUAAUAAUGGUAAUGAUGAAUCUACUGCUACUGUUCAAACGUGGGAUGGUUUAACUGGUCAACAACUACAGAAGUUACCAUGUGGUGGUGUUCCUUUAGACAUGUUACCAAUUAAUAUUAAUAAUACUAAACAUCUAGCAGUAUUACUAAAUACUCAACUUAAAAUAUACCGAUGGCAAUGA